Penicillium coprophilum is the source of this 3168-nucleotide messenger RNA. RefSeq lists its product as uncharacterized. Lineage: Eukaryota; Fungi; Ascomycota; Eurotiomycetes; Eurotiales; Aspergillaceae. The record is from RefSeq and is a predicted model, not a curated record. The transcript is spliced from 6 exons. Bases 1 to 3168 code for a protein of 1055 amino acids.
AUGCCUCCAGGUCUCGGGGUUCUCGAUGUCCCUGCCCUCGCCAAAGUGACCCGGGAUGUAUACAACCAAUGCCAUCUCCUCGCAAAAGGUGCCCCCGAUGGGUUUCAAAAGCUGAUAAAUGAGCUUGGCUUGUUACAGAGUAUCUUGUGCACCUUCAGUGGCAAGGCGGGCUCCAACGUAUCCUCCUUCGAGAGCAUGGACUCGGAUCGCAAACAGACGUUGGAACAAUCGCUCGGUGCUUGCCUCGCAACCCUACAGCGAUUGAAAGAACUCCUUGGCCCGUUCAAAGGAUUGGAGACUGGAGAUGGAAAAGGCCUUUGGCAAAAGAUCAAAUGGGCGACACAACGAACUCAGAUCGAGGAUCUCAGAUCUAAUAUCAUGGCACACGCUUGUAACCUGAGCCUAUGUAUCAGCUCUAUAGGGAAUGACUCGCUUGCUCGUAUAGAGAAACCAAUCAUCCUGACGAUGGAAGAGGAUAAAGAGAUUGUUCUCAGCACGGAUGCAUUACCUGUUCGGGAUACCGAUUCCGUUGUCUCCCCGAUGAGCCCGGGCCCAGGCGUGGUGGAGCUACCCGCUAACAACGAAGAAGAAUGCGAGAUAGAUAUGAUCGAUGAAGUUCGCGCCAAAAUGGUGGAGCUGGCUAAUAAUAGAAACUCCAUUGGGAGCAGCAGCAAAACCAGACAUGCAUCCACAUCCUCCGAAUCGGCCAUAACUGAAUCGGACGAUUCGCUCUUCGACGGUAACUCGCCGACUUCUUGGUUGUCCUUGAAUACAUCACCAUUCCUACCUCCUCCGAAUCGAGUCAAUCAUACGCGAAUGCGCAGUGAGCAGCUUCUCUUUGGUGGCUCCAUUGACGGUCGGGCACUCGAUGGUGGCAUAUGGGCCCACAACCCCGACUUGACGGAGAAACAAGUCGUACAUCACAUGAGAUCCUGCUCACAUGUUGAUUAUGACCAUCCUCACGCUAUCGAGGUCGUGACGUCUGCAAUGCAACUUCGUGAUGUGCGACACCAGGAGCGUAUUUCUUGGCCAAUUCGUUUUGAGCCACAGAAUCAACUACAUAGACCAACUGCGGAAACGUUGAAGAUACUCGAGGCAUCAGUGAAUGAUGGGUUGCAGAUCACGAGGUUAAUCACAAGAGAUUGGCUUCGCGUGGCGACCUGGUGGUUACUGAAAGCACGCGCGACUUUGGCAAAUUGCAACAGACAUAAUUAUGUCAGUGCACGUGGGAGCUUGAGCCCCUCCACGGAAUCAAGGUCGACUAGUCACCAAGCUUAUCUUGACCUCCUUAAGGCUUCAUACAUUCUGCACGAUAUUGUGCUAGAGGAAGAGGCAACCCUUUCUGUUUUGGUGGAUGAGGAUCAGAAGUCAAUUGUCGAGCUUUCUGAAGCUAUCAACGAGGAACUCUCCCAAUACACUUCCGUCGACAUCCCCGAGCCUUCGACUCUACAUACUCAAAACCUUGCCAUUUGGGAGCCCAUGCAGCCGGAGGAAAUAUGGGAAGGCGGUAUUGAUCUAGAUCUUGGCUUAAAUAACUUGCGCUGGGUCGCUGUCGAUCUAGAGGAUGCAGGCAGCGAACAGGAAAAGGUCCUCUACCGAAGCUUUGUCAACGCCAGCAUUGGCAGUAAAAAAUCUCGCAUGCGCACUAAGGGUGCUCCCUACAUGCUCUUACUAGCAACACGAGAGGGCGAAAGCGAACCCAAAAUCGUUCUUUGCAACCAAAGUGGCACUCUGUGUCUUGAAAGAGACUAUGUGCUGAAUGAUCUCCCUCCCCUUGUCCAAUUAUCAAAUGCCGCCUUGACUGGCUUUCCCGGUGCACGAGUCUCAGAACCUGUACCAUUCAAAUUUGAUAAUAUGAGCGUUUCAGUCUCUUUUCAAUUCGAUGGGGACCUCGCAAAAUUCAUCGAUAUUCCGAAAGCUUACUUUGACGCCGUUUGGCAGAGAGAACCAGUAGAUGCAACUGAAUUUACCGAGAGCGUUAUAUUCAAGACCUCGGUUGAUAUGUUUGAGCAGCUUAACACGCCGACCAUGAAAUCAAUGAACCCACCUGUCGUGGUGAAAUCCUGCGAGGUGCGCAUUCUGGAACGGUCUUUCGGGGAAGCCUGGCGAUCUAUCCGACGCAUGGUGAUCACUUCUUCUGCUUCUGAGAAGUCCCCAGGGACCAUUGAACUUUUUAUGCCUCUCAGUGUAGUUCAGAUCAACCGAGGAAACAUGUCCCGCCAGGUGCUUUUGCAGUGGUCGGACACAUGCCAAUCGCGGUCCGAUAAGACUGACGGCAAUUACAACACCUUGCACUCCUACGUGUACGAUGACACUGCUCCAAAUAUCGGUGUUGGUCUACAAUUCGGCUCAUACCAAGAAGCAGAAGAUUUCGAAACAGCCGUACUAGAAAUGAACUUCCGUCCGGAGUUUUCCUGGUCACAGCCCAGUAGCUCUGGCCUCGUCUAUAAUGUCGUUGAUGCCGGCACUGAGCACAAGCAAUAUAAAGCUGUGCUAGUAUUCCGAACUCGUGCAUCAUGGCGUUACUCAGAUCUAUACUAUAUUUAUCGUGAUGCUGACUAUUCAUACGAUCACUCCUCAUUCAGCAUCCAUUUCCCCCGCAUAUACUGCGCAGACUACAUCUCAACUCACGUUGAUCAGCUCUACCAUCCGGAAAGCCCUGUCACAUUCUCCCAUUGCGAUAAGAAGUCCAGUCAAACAACCCUCGAGUUUGGCAAUGAUCUCGAAGCUCGCUCAUUCCUCAGCUCCCUUUCUCCUUUAUACGACCUCCUCUACUCCAGACGUAUCCACUCCCUAUCAACGAAAGGCAAUUCGCUCUUUGUGUUCCAAAUUUCCGGAAAGGGUGGCGCCGAUAUCCAACUGUGGCGUCGGGGAACGGCUUUUCAACUUGCCGCGCGGUGGGAUGACUCCGUCCCGGACAAGUGGCUUAGCAUGGCUAUCCCCUCGGAGUUCAUCGAUUCCUCCAAAGAGAAUAGCCGGGUCACCCUACCGCGUCUUCCAUAUUUGCGUGGUACGACACUUGACAUGAUGAAUGUUAUGGCUCGAAGCCCUAAGAACUCUAACCACAAAAACAAAGAGGGCGCCAUGUCAAUUUCUUUUCAAACAAGUAAAGACCGAGACGAGUUUCUAGCUGUAUUACAAGGGCAGCAGUUGCCAAAGUUCCUAUAA